UCACACUCCAGCCGCGCCGCUCGCUCUGCCGGCUCGGCACCGGGAGCCGGGCUGCGCUGGCCGCGAGCGGCUCCGGCCGGUCCCCUGCCGGCUGCGGGCUAUGCCCCUUCCCCCAGCCCGCGCCGGAGCCGCCGGCAGGAGCCGCCGCCCGAGGUUCCCAGAGACGCUGGCAGUUGCCCUGUGCUCACCUGAGUGAACUGGCAGAGGAUGGAAGUGGCUGGCAGCAGCUUGGCGAAGGGUUCUCCUCUGGAAACUGGAGUGCAACAGCCGCAAAGAUGGAGAAUACAAAUGCCCUCAGCCUGAGCAGCCCUGUGCCAGGGCCUGCCACACGUGGAUCUGUAGCCUGAUAGCACAGGGCCUGUUUCCGGAGUGGGUGAGCGCCCGGCUCAGCCACAACAGGCCGCUCCUGUUAAGAUCUCUCAUGAAACUUAAUGCAAAGGUGCUCGCUCUGCUGUCCUGCAAACUACAGGUGCAGCCUUCUCUGCCCCCACAGGGAGAGCCCUGCCGCAGGCAGAAGAACCCCCCUCUCUGCUUGCUGAAGUGUCCCCAGGGUGGCAUAUGGGGAGAGCAGAGGGGGGGAUAAAUGGUCUUUUGACCCCUGGCUCCCAAGGAACUGCAGCCACCAGCCCAGCCACGGAGCAGCGCAGCCCUGGGUCGCUGGCGAAUCGGGCACGCGAGCGCUGAUGGGAAAGCACUAGUUGUCUGGCCACACAGAGUCUCUGAGGGGGCCCAGGCUGUAGCCUCUUCCAGGCAGAAAGCUUGACUGUUCUCUCCUUGCUCAGCCCGAUGCCAGGAGCCGAGGAUGCUGGUCGCUUGUUGCUGUCAGCAGAAUGCCUGGGACCUUGGCAGACGUAACUCCUAGCCCACAGGCACCCUGAGGAGCCUGACUGCCUGGAGUGAGGUCUCGGCGGGGAUGGGUAAGCUGCCCCAUCCGGGCUGGUGAGCCCCACAGUGGUGGUGUCGGGCCCCUUCCUGCUCCCCAAAGGAUGUCAGCGUCCUCUCUGAAAGCCACUCUCCAUGCAGCCUCCCGGUGCGCAGUAGUGAUGGCUCUGCCAGGCUUCUCGUGGACCGUAUUUCUGCUACUCUGCACCCUGGAGCAGCUGGGGGCCCUGGCCAUUCACACGGAGGCUGGGAGGCCGGGCCUGGAGCAGUCAGGGGACAGCAUGCUGCUGGCAGGCGGACGUGUGAAGCGCGGCUGGGUGUGGAACCAGUUCUUUGUGGUUGAGGAGUACACGGGCACGGAGCCGCUGUACGUGGGAAAGAUCCACUCGGACUCAGAUGAGGGGGACGGGUCCAUCAAGUACACCAUCUCCGGGGAGGGCGCAGGAACCAUCUUCCUCAUUGAUGAGGUCACAGGCGACAUCCAUGCCACCGAGCGCCUGGACCGGGAGCAGAAGACGUUCUACACGCUGCGGGCACAGGCCCGGGACCGCCAGACCAACCAGCUGCUGGAGCCUGAGUCUGAGUUCAUCAUCAAGGUGCAGGACAUCAACGACAGCGAGCCCCGUUUCCUGGAGGGGCCCUACAUAGGCAGCGUGGCCGAGCUGUCCCCCAUAGCCUGGAGGCCUGUGGGAUCAUUACUGCCCCCUGUAUCUAGGGGCUCACUGGGCAGGGGCUGCUGGUACCAGGUUGGGUGCCCACCUUCCGUUGCAGGCUCAGCCCCUGCUGUGUUUAGCUUCCACGAACCUGGCUGUUCCCGGGCUCCAAGGAGAGAAGGCACAUCCGUGAUGAAGGUGAUGGCAUCAGAUGCCGAUGACCCCACGUACGGCAGCAGUGCCAGGGUGGUGUACAGUGUACUGGAAGGGGAGCAGCACUUCACAGUGGACAGUAAAACAGGUGUGAUCCGGACGGCAGUGGCAAAUCUGGACAGAGAAACUCAGGACCGGUAUGAAGUGGUGAUCCAAGCCACGGACAUGGCAGGGCAGCUGGGUGGCCUGUCUGGAUCCACCACGGUCACAAUUGUGAUCACAGAUGUCAACGACAACCCUCCACGAUUCCCACAGAAGAUGUACCAGUUCAGUGUUGUGGAGACUGCCCUUGUGGGCUCUGCGAUUGGGAGAGUGAAGGCGGAGGAUUCGGAUGUGGGGGAGAACACAGACAUGACGUACCAGAUCAAAGAUGAGGACGGGGUGCAGAUGUUUAAAGUCACCACAGACAGCAACACCCAGGAGGCGAUCAUCACCGUGCAGAAGCCCCUUGACUACGAGGCCAAGACGGUUCACACGGUGGUGGUGGAGGCCCUGAACAAGUUUGUGGACCCAAGGUUUGUAGAUCUGGGCACGUUCCGAGACCAAACCAUUGUGCGGGUCUCUGUGCUGGAUGUGGAUGAGCCCCCGGAGUUCCAGCCCCCCUCUGACCUGAUGGAAGUCCAGGAGGAUGCCUAUGUUGGCUCUGUGGUAGGAGUGGUCACCGCCCUGGACCCCGAUGCUGCAAACAACCCUGUCCGAUACGCCAUCGAUCGCAACACUGACCUGGAGAGGAUCUUUGACAUUGAUGCAAACACAGGCGCCAUUGUGACAGGCAAAGUCCUGGAUCGGGAGACGGCAGGGUGGCACAACAUCACGGUCCUGGCAAUGGAAGCAGACAAUCAUUCUCAGGUGUCUAGAGCAUCUCUGCGUAUCCGAAUCCUGGACGUGAACGACAACCCACCCGAGCUGGCGACGCCGUACGAGGCUGCGGUAUGUGAAGAUGCCAAGCCCGGCCAGCUAAUUCAGACAAUAAGUGUCGUGGACCGUGACGAGCCUCAGAGUGGCCAUCACUUCUACUUCACGCUGGCCCCAGAAGCCACCAACAACCACCACUUUUCUCUGCUGGAUAUCCAGGACAACACGGCCGCAGUGCACACGCAGAGAGUGGGCUUUAAUCGCCAGGAGCAGGACAUUUACUUCCUUCCCAUUCUGGUGGUGGACAGUGGGCCUCCCGCCCUGAGCAGUACGGGGACUCUGACCAUCCGGGUGUGUGGCUGCGACAGCACAGGGGCCAUCCAGUCCUGUAACAGCACAGCCUACGUCAUGUCUGCAGCACUGAGCCCUGGAGCUCUCAUCGCACUCUUGGUUUGCAUCCUCAUCCUGAUCGUGCUGGUUCUCCUAAUCCUCGCUCUGAAGCGACACCACAAGAGCCACCUGACCUCAGAGGAGGAUGAGGACAUGAGAGACAAUGUCAUCAAGUACAAUGAUGAGGGGGGUGGGGAACAGGACACAGAGGCCUACGACAUGUCAGCCCUACGCAGCCUCUAUGACUUCAGUGAGCUCAAAGGCAGCGACGGCGGGGGAGGGCCGGGAGACGGGGGCAUGACUAGUAACCUGCCCUCCGAGCUCCAUGCCCUCCCACAGUGGUUCCAGAAUCCAGACCUGGACUUCUCCAUGUUCAGAGGCUACAUCAGCAGAAAGGUGGAUCAGGCGGACGAGGAUCUGUCUGUCCCACCAUAUGACUCGUUCCAAACCUACGCCUUUGAGGGCUCAGACUCCCCCGUUCCGUCCUUGAGCUCCAUCAACACCUGGUCCACCAGCUCAGAACAGGACUUCUCCUAUCUGAGCAGCUGGGGGCCACGCUUCCGGCAGCUGGCAGCUCUCUACGCCGGGCAUAAAGGUGAGGAGGAGAGCGAAGAAUCCUAGCCACAAUUAACCAAAAACCCACAACGAGAUGGAGAAAACGAUUUCCGAACUUGGGGAUUCUCCAGGCUUCCCAUGUCUUCGAGGGCUGCUGCGGAAGUAAGCUCAGGUCAAACAAUAAGGACAAUAUGUCAUCCAGAUAACAGAGUCCCUCCACUACCCACCCUGGUAUGGAAGGAGAGGCAUCAAGGACCAUUUUGGACAGGGCGAGCGAUGGCUUUAUGAUGUGCUCUUUGUUAGCCGCCUCUUAUUAGAGGCUCUGUAGCACACACAUAACAAGGCUGAAGUGCCCAAAGGAGCUGUUGUUACCAUCCUAAUCACUUCCAUACCAAUGUCCAUUAAAGCACUCCAUGUUAAUUUAAGAAAGAGAAAAUCUAAUGCAAGAAAAUUCGGACAGGGUUUUCCUCCACAAAUUAUCAUUUAAAUCGAUCUGUUCAAUGAGCCCAGUUAAAGAGAGGAGAAAGAGGAGCCUUUUGUUGUCUAAAUUGUUUUUGUCACUUGAUUCAGAGCAUUUGAUGUGCUUUGAUUUUUUUAAGAGCUUUCCUUGGAGAGUGAAACAAGCUUUUAACUUUCAUUCUGUUUUUCUCCCCCUUAUAUUCACUGACUUUUCUGAGUCUCUUUCUUCUUUCCGUGUAUUUCAGUUCCUCUAGUUGUGGCGAGCUGGUGUUUCUCUGCAGAAUCCCAGCUGCUUACAAUCAGUGGAGCAGUUUACAUUUGCUGAGUUUUGGAGGUCCUGGGUGCUAGUUCCUAGGUCAGGUCCUUUAAAGAGGGAUUUUUACACUAGGGUCAAACAUACUUUGCUUCCGAACUGGGCUUGAGUUUCCACCUCAUGGUUUUUAUUAGAAUUGCCCUGUCCAUUUUUGCCAUGUAUCACAGAUACUUAUGUUUAUGCCAACAUCUACCCCUCCUGCUUAAUCAACAAUGAAGUCAUUGUUCUGAGGUUCUGGCAUCCCAAUGAUCCCUAUGGUAACAAACUGUGAUGUCACUAAUACAGGAUUAUGACUAUGUGGCUGGACUGUGGGCAGUGAAGCUGAAAUGUGAAGGAGGAAACUCUCUGAGCCUGUGUUGUAGAGGGAAUGCAGAGCUUCCUUAAAGACAGCGCUUUCUGUGGGAAGUUCUCAGCCAGCCCGGGGCCUGAUGUCUCGGGUUCGUAUGGGUUGCAGUGUACACUCUCACAGGCACAGCACUUCAGCCAGCUUGCUGCAGCAUCCCCAAAGGAGGUAGCCUGGAUGGCUGAGAAGGGAAUGAGCCUCUUCGGCCUGUUCAGUUCUUGAGCCACAUUCUGCAACCAACAAGAGUGGCAAGUAGUGCCAGCUGCAUUUGUGGGUGUGGGAGGUGGAUGCGCUCCCCAGCAGGCACAGGCCUGACAACACCAACAACUCAUUUCACCUCAGCCACUGAAUAUCGGUCAGCUGAUCACAGCCUUUGAUGACAAGUCCACCCCAGCUCUGGGAUCAGGCCUUGUGGAGGUGCCAGACACCACGCACCAUCAGCAAAGCCAAGCCAUGCAAUCCCCUAAACCCAACGUUUGUUUUUUGUUUUGGUUUGGUUUGGUUUUUUUUUGGCAAAUUUGCCCUCAAGUGAAAGUCCCUUCAGGUUUCCACAGAAGUGGCUGACAGAAGGAUUCUGUUUAUAUUUCAGGGCGAGAGCAGGGGGCUUUAGGAAAAAUUACCAGAGAAUGUGAGCCAUCGGUCCCCCGAGUACCAGGAAACAUAGUACGGUUAAUUCGGAGCUGCCUGGCAAAGAGCAGUGCUGGACCGUGAGAAGUGGGGUCAAUGAGGUGGGAAAGCACAGGCUGUCCAAAUGCCGUGGUCCACGAAAUGGCAUUUGAGGGACAUGCUGAGUAUCCCAGGGACGUCUUCAGAUUGGUGACAUUCUCAGAGUAAAUCCCAGCUAACGUUUCGGAGUCCUGUUCAGCAGGGCACAAAAGCAGCUUCUUGUGCAGCUCUGGCUACAGCAGCUUCUUAUCGGCUGAUGUGGGAAAAAUCAAUGUCGUAAUUGAUACAUAACUGAUAAGGCCUCCCAAGGUUUGUCAUAGUCACUGGGUUUGUCCUCAUAGCCUAGCCACAGUCAGUGUUUUCUAUCCCAGUUGCCAGUUCCUUGGAGACUGUGUUUGAUAUAAAUGUAUGUGCAUGUUCAUUUUAUGCUGUGUUCUGUUUUCCAGCAGUUUGUAUUGCCCUGAGCUGCAGAGGAAGCCCCAUGCUGUGGUUUGGGGACAGGCUAGAAGGACAUGUUAGAAAAAGAAUACUCUCUGCCUGUUGUUCCUGCGACAACAGGUUCCCCCUCCCCUGCUGCAGCCACUCACGGCUCACGUGCCCUUGAGCAUCUGUCUCCCCAGCUCAGGUGUUUUUGGGAGACUCUCCCAAGCCAGCCAGAACUCAGCAUUUAAACUUUGAACAAGCAGAGUUGCUCGUCUCUCUGGGUCUCAGUAUGGCUGCAAAGGCUGGGGGAGCAGCCCCUAUCUUGGAAUCUGUGCAAGUCUCUCAUGUCCUGGAUGCCACAUGUUGUCUUGUUAGACCUUUACUAUGAUUUUCCCCUACUGAUGUUAGAGAAGCAGCCAGAUAAAUGGCCUGUUUCGUUUACCAGGCAAUCAGAAAGGCUUUACUCGGUAGCUGUUCCUCCUGCCCCCAAAGCACUGCCUUUGAGCAUGCUCAGUCACUCCCAGACAAUGCCACCAAUCCAGGAGUAAGAAAGUGGAGAAAGGCCUCUCUUUCCUCAGGAACUUUUUUGUGUUUUCCCUUUGAGACAAUGAACCAUUCUGCCCAAUCCCCUGCUGAACUGGCCUUUGCUCUAGGAAGGGCCUCAUGCAAUUGCCAGGGAUUGUCUAGCAGAGGAUGCAGUCUAACAGGGUAUGUACUCUGAAUUACCAAACUGGCUUCCAGUUGUGCAUCCUGGACCAGCCAACCCCUCCCCAACACACACAACCUCUUCUGCAUUUUUAUUUUUAAUUCCAUCUGUAAAUGCAAUGGUCUGGAACAGCCCAGCUCAGCUUCUGUCUGGGAUCUGGCUGCAGAGGUGCCUAGGCAACACUGCUGGCUUCACUCCCACACCACACUGUGCCCAUGAGCACCCCCUACAGGAAGGAGCUGGCAGACUGUUUGGAUGUUUGAUGGCGUCACAUUGCUUUUUUCCCUCUAUCCAAACAAAAUCAGGAGGUUGAUUUUCUCAUCCUUGUUAUUUUGUCAAGGUCUUUUUAGGACCUGGAAAUAAAUUAUUUCCUUGUCGUCUA
Chelonia mydas (Green sea turtle) is the source of this 6840-nucleotide messenger RNA. It is a transcript of the gene CDH22, whose product is annotated as cadherin 22. Gene Ontology annotation, cellular component: adherens junction; plasma membrane; catenin complex. The record is from RefSeq and is a predicted model, not a curated record. Gene Ontology annotation, molecular function: cadherin binding; calcium ion binding. The transcript has 13 exons. NCBI's taxonomy places the organism in Eukaryota, Metazoa, Chordata, Testudines, Cheloniidae. Gene Ontology annotation, biological process: multicellular organism development; adherens junction organization; cell morphogenesis. Bases 987 to 3614 code for a protein of 875 amino acids.